Messenger RNA from Paramecium primaurelia, 159 nucleotides. NCBI's taxonomy places the organism in Eukaryota, Ciliophora, Oligohymenophorea, Peniculida, Parameciidae. The record is from the annotation of a GenBank genome assembly.
AUGGAUUAAAGAGUUCUUAAAAAUUAGAAAAGAAAGAAAUUAUUGUUGCAAGUUCAGCUUAAGAAAAAAUCAAAUACAAUUACUAAACUUACUUUGUCUUGGAUGAAUUUUGGUGUUGAGUAAAAAAAAGAAUUCUAUUAGGUGGAGAGCUAAAGUUGA